This is a messenger RNA of Erigeron canadensis, 2527 nucleotides long. Its product is annotated as HBS1-like protein. The record is from RefSeq and is a predicted model, not a curated record. Gene Ontology annotation, molecular function: GTP binding; GTPase activity. Gene Ontology annotation, biological process: translation. The transcript is spliced from 12 exons. Bases 106 to 2319 code for a protein of 737 amino acids. NCBI's taxonomy places the organism in Eukaryota, Viridiplantae, Streptophyta, Magnoliopsida, Asterales, Asteraceae.
UACUGGUUGGGAACAUCAACCUGAAGAAGGAAGUUAAGGAUUCUGUUUGGCACAACGUUUGGUAGAUAGUAUUAUUUUAAUAUAUUUUACAACCUAAUCAAGGAAAUGCCUCGCAAAGUAACUUAUGGAGUUGAUUAUGAUGAUGACUACGAUAUUUAUGAUGAUUACCCUGAUGACAAUUAUGAUUAUAAUUAUGGUAAUGGUGCGGAUGAACAUAAAUCUGGUUGGGACUCUUCUGAAAUAAAACAUGAGAGCGCAAUAAAACAACAAAGUGUACAGCAAAAUGUAUGGCGCUGCCCCAUAUGUACAUUUGAUAACGAGGAAUACAUGUCUGCAUGUGAUAUUUGUGGUGUACUUCGCAACCCAUUGGCCAGGAGCUCUAACAAUGGUCAAUCUAGUACAGUUGGUGAUAUAUGCAUGAAAUCUGGAGCAUCGGUGAUGGCAAAGUCCCUUUUUGCAUCAUUGUCAUAUUGUUCAUCAAAUGGAGCUGUAAAUUCUCAACCACAGAAAGAUUCUUUUUUAACAAAGGAGGGCAAAUUAUCUCACUUGCAUGGAAAUAUACGAAGACAGUUCCAUGAUUUACAUAACACCUUUAUCUCUGAAAAAUAUCACAAGGUUAACAUAGCCCGUUUCAAGUUUGAUGUCCCAUCUCCAGAUGAUUUGGUUUCUAUGGGAAUGCGAUCUUUGAGAAUCGGUUCCAAAGUGGCUACAAACUUGAACAAACCAUCAACUUCUGAUCCUCCUUCCAGCAAAGCAAUAAACAAUACCAACUUAAAGUCAAGUGCUAAGCAUUCUAACGACUCAGCACCUUUGAUGUUAAAGGAUAAAAUUGAACACGUGGAGGAAAACAAUGACUCAAUCAUAUCUGAGGCACAAUCACACAUGCUUUCCAGUGAAAUGAACAGUAUGACCGUGAGUGCAGAACCUGGUAAUUCCAUAAUCUCGAGGAAGGAGAAAAUAGUACCUCGUUCACAGUAUAAACCUGAUAAGUGGAUGCUACUAGACCAAGUCAAAGAUCAUUUGAGUCAGCUGAAUCUUGCUAUCGUUGGCCAUGUGGAUUCUGGAAAGUCGACACUCUCUGGAAGGCUGCUACACCUUUUGGGACAGAUAUCUCAGAAACAGAUGCACAAAUAUGAAAAGGAGGCUAAAUCACAGGGGAAAGGUUCUUUUGCAUAUGCAUGGGCAUUGGAUGAGAGUGCAGAAGAAAGAGAAAGGGGGAUAACUAUGACAGUGGCAGUUGCCUAUUUCGACUCCAAUAAAUAUCAUGUUGUGAUACUUGACUCUCCGGGCCAUAAAGAUUUUGUUCCAAACAUGAUAUCUGGGGCAACACAAGCAGAUGCAGCCAUUCUUGUUAUUGACGCUUCACUUGGUGCAUUUGAAGCGGGUAUUGAUAGUGCGGGUGGUCAAACACGGGAGCAUGCUCAGCUAAUAAGAAGUUUUGGGGUUGAUCAAAUAAUUGUGGCCGUUAAUAAAAUGGAUGUGGUUCAGUAUUCAAAGGAACGUUUCAAUGCCAUCAAGUUGCAACUUGGAACAUUUCUGCGGUCCUGUAAUUUUAGAGACUCUUCUGUGUCAUGGAUUCCCUUGAGUGCGAUGGAGAACCAAAAUUUGGUACUACCCGCUUCUGAUGCACGGUUAUCAUGGUACAAGGGCCCUAGUCUGCUAGAAGCUAUAGAUGCUCUUCAACCUCCUGCUAGAGAAUACUCGAAGCCUCUACUAAUGCCCAUAUGUGAUGUUAUCAAGCUUCAAUCUCAAGGUCAGGUAUCUGCAUGUGGGAAGUUAGAGGCUGGAGCUCUUCGUAAUGGAAGCAAGGUUCUUGUUCUGCCUUCAGGAGACAUAGGAACUGUGCGCUCAUUGGAACGUGAUUCUCAGACAUGUGACAUUGCAAGAGCAGGGGACAAUGUGGCUGUUAGUUUACAAGGUAUUGAUGCAAAUUGUGUGAUUUCUGGUGGUGUGUUGUGUCACCCAGAUUUCCCAGUCGCAAUCACAAAUCAUUUGGAGGUGAAGCUCUUGGUUUUGGAUGUUCAAAUGCCAAUUUUGCUCGGCUCACAGUUCGAGUUUUAUAUACACCAUGCCAAGCAAGACGGAAGGGUUUCGAGGAUUGUGUCGUUGCUCGAUCCCAAGACGGGUAAAGAGACAAAGAAGUCACCACGCCUUUUGUUAGCCAAGCAAAGUGCCAUAGUUGAGGUGGUGCUGAAGGGAGAGGUUUGUGUAGAUGAAUUUUCAAGUAGCAGAGCUCUUGGGAGGGUAUUCUUAAGAUCAUCAGGGACAACUGUUGCCGUUGGUGUGGUAAGCCGAGUAAUAACAGGCGGUCAGAACUAAUUCCAACACCAUAAUUAUGGUAAAUGAGCCAAACUAGCUUUCAUGUGUCUAGAUUGUUUAUGCUACUUUGCUUAAUCUGGCCUUAAAUUUCGAUCUUAAAUCCGUUAGGCAAUCUAUUGAGUGUAAAGUUUUGUAUCGGUUAGGUAGUUGAGAUGUAUGGUUGAAAAUUUUUGUUUCUCAUCUUUCAUGUUGGAAAACUUCUUUAGUA